CCAGUUGCAGUGCGGUUUUGAUCGUAACAGGACUCUGUAUGAAAGAAAAUGCUGCCAUUGUUGAUGCUAGCUGGCUCAUCGGCUAGUUAAGAUGGCCCACAUCUUUGAACAGCACUCGACCAUCUGCAGGAGCGUUUAUGUACCACCGUGUAGCUUACUGACCAGAGAAAAUGCUACAUUAUGAUUAAGUCGACAUCAGAGUUCACAUUUUGUCAAGCGUGGGUUAUUGUGAUCGUUAGGCGGUGACACCCGCGACUAGCUUGAUUAGUAGAUAAGUUAGUUGCUUAGAAAACGUUAGCUGGCUGACAGCGCAGCCCUUCUCAACAACUAGAGAAUCAUGACAAUCCGGAUGAUAUGCUCAUAAGUAGCACGUCAGUCAACUGAACCCAAGGCGUUGUAGUUCCUCGCAGCUUUCGGCUGUUGGAGGAACUGGAGGAAGGUCAGAAGGGAGGUGGAGACGGUACAGUGAGCUGGGGCCUUGCAGAUGACGACGACAUGACACUAACUCACUGGAAUGGUAUGAUCAUCGGCCCCACCAAGACAGUCUACGAAGGCAGGAUAUACAGUCUGAAAAUAGAAUGUGGACCAAGAUACCCAGAGCACCCCCCUCUUGUCCGUUUUGUGAACAAGAUCAACCUGAGUGGUGUACACAGUUCAAAUGGUGUGGUGGACAUAAAGGCGGUGACAGCGUUGUCCAGGUGGAAAAACUCCUACAACAUCCGGAUGGUGCUGCAGGAACUCAGACAGCACAUGAUGAUGAAAGAGAACAACAGGCUCUCCCAGCCGCCGGAAGGCCAGGUGUACAGUAACUGAGGCUCCUGGUGCUGUCCCUCCCUGUCUCACACUCUCACACACAACUCACACACACACAGGCAUACAAAGGCAUACAUAGAAUGUUAAACACUUAACACUGCCUCUCAUGAUACUCAAGACUCUCGACUCCCACUUCCUCCUUGGGAGCCUCUCAUUGGACAGAGGGGGAUGCACAGGUGAACCCCGACCACGCAAUCCAGUGCCGAGCCAUCCAUUAAAGUUCAUAGUGCAGACCAAACAUUGAAAACAAAUACUGUACAUCUAACUAGUUGUUAUUUUUUUUUAAUUAUUUUCUUGUUCUAAAUUCAAAUGACUUGAUUGAUCUUCAUGUCAAGUGGUGAAAGAGAGUCCUUUUUACAUGGGUAUUGUGGUCAGGGAUUUGAAUCAUCUCGCUACACAGCAAAACAAAUAUACAUCUGUAGCCCCAACUGAAAUAUGGGUGUUAAAUGUUAGAAUUAUUUGGAGUGGUUUUUCACUUGACAAACAUCAGUGUAUGCUGAAACAGAUUUCCCUUACUAAGAAAAAAAAAAAGUACUCUAAACAAUGUUUUGCUUGGUCUUCCAGGCUGUGAUAGUCUCAAAUUCCCCAGCUUCUGCAAUCCCAACAAUGUGAAUUUGACGGGCCUUUCUUAAACGAGUGCGUGUCUAGUACAUAGGAAUAAACUAUUACUAGACAUGUAUGUCUCAACAGGGCACUUCUGGCUCAUUACUCAUGUUCUCAGACUUGUCUUCAGUGUGCCAUAUGGUUCAUAGCUCUUUGUGAUGGUGAUUAUUAGCAGCCAGUGGGGUGGUGAUGGUGGUUUCUUUUUGGUUGGUUGGUUUAAUUUUAGUCUCUGGGCUGACCAGUGUAUACUCCUUGGAGUCAUCUCCUCUCUCAAACAGUGAAUGCCCACUGAACACAAUGUAUGGCUUUGGAUGUUUAUUUUAUAACGGGUUGAAUCUAAUCAGGGUGUUUGUGACCUGUUGCAUGGUUGUAUUUGAAUUAAACGUGAUUACUUUUUGCA
Messenger RNA from Xiphias gladius (swordfish), 1816 nucleotides. Its product is annotated as ubiquitin-conjugating enzyme E2 variant 1-like. The transcript is spliced from 4 exons. The record is from RefSeq and is a predicted model, not a curated record. Lineage: Eukaryota; Metazoa; Chordata; Actinopteri; Istiophoriformes; Xiphiidae. Gene Ontology annotation, biological process: DNA damage tolerance; protein K63-linked ubiquitination. Bases 496 to 813 code for a protein of 105 amino acids. Gene Ontology annotation, cellular component: nucleus.